GUUUUAUCGCGAUUAAAAGAAGAGAUUGCCAUCGAUGGCCCUUCAGGAUCAAGCAAUGAUGAUCUUUGGAAUUAUGUUCAAACCAUAUUGACAGAUAUUGCAAAAGAGUCUUCAGUAGACAAUGUGAAUCCAACUAUCGAUGACAAUUAUAAAGCAUUUAUUUGGGAUCACCUCAAACAAGAGGAGGAUUUGUAUUUUUAUGAAAACUUGGAUCUUAUGGAAGCUGAUAAGCAAGAGCAACAACAAACAGCUUCUAAUACUGAUCGCAAUGAUCAACCCAGCAAGCGUAAAGCUCCUGCAAAACAAAAAAAGGCGAAGAAAGCCAAAAAGGUCGACCCCGAUGAUGAUUUUGAAGCCGAUUCUGAUGAAGAGGAUGAGUCUGACGAUGAAGAAGAGGUCGAAGAAAAGCAGGAGGAUACUAAAAAUGCAAGUUCAGAAGGGGCUGAUUUUGUUGAUAUUGACAAGAAGUUGAAUUUAAAACCAAUAGAUGAUGCAAAAAAUAUGAACUAUGAAGAAAUAAAGGCAUAUGGGGCAUCGCUACGCAUUGUUGCCGCGCCUAAGCUUCAAGAAGAGCAAAUCUAUAUUGGCAUUCCGCCAGGGAAUAAGCUGUCACCAAACUUACAAAUUGUUUUAAAGCUUGUUGUUCGUACAAGGCAUAAGGGCUUCUAUCAAUCAGACCUAUCCAGGGUGUAUGGGGUUGAUAGUCGUUCAGCUGGUCAUUAUUUCAAGUCGUUAGAACAAAAGGGCUGCAUUAUUCGAAAAGGCAUAUCACUUAAAGGAGCUCGUACUAAUAUCUGUGUCCAUGCAAGAUUUGUCGCGGAAGACAAAACCAUUGACAUGUCAAAAGCUGUACAGGAUGAAGGCCGCCAGUACUAUAAUGUGAAUAUAAACAAUGAAGCCUUUUCCUUAGUACAACUCCGCGAUGCGCUCGUGGAUAUGAUGAAAGAUGCACCAGGUCAAGCGAUUCUAUCAAAAGAUGUAUUGGAGGCUCUGGUAAGUAAGCUACCAUGUAUCGAAAAGCCUUCUAACAUUCACUAGGGUUUUAAUCGUGAGAAUCCAGCAGUACAAAAAUGGUUUAAUCGUUCCUUGGAUGCACUCUUUUUACAAGGAUACAUUAAGAAAACCAACGUUAAGCUUGAUAACAGAGGCAAAUACUACAGAUGUCUUCAUUUGGUCAAAAUACCUGAAGACAAGAACACCAUACAAGUUCAAGCUACUGUGGAAGACAU
Messenger RNA from Rhizopus microsporus ATCC 52813, 1229 nucleotides. RefSeq lists its product as uncharacterized. Bases 217 to 1038 code for a protein of 273 amino acids. Gene Ontology annotation, biological process: transcription initiation at RNA polymerase III promoter; 5S class rRNA transcription by RNA polymerase III. Gene Ontology annotation, cellular component: transcription factor TFIIIC complex. The record is from RefSeq and is a predicted model, not a curated record. The transcript has 5 exons. Gene Ontology annotation, molecular function: DNA binding. NCBI's taxonomy places the organism in Eukaryota, Fungi, Mucoromycota, Mucoromycetes, Mucorales, Rhizopodaceae.